GAAUGAUUGAUUUAUUGAAUGAUUGAUUAAUUGAUUGUGUUGCAGCUCCAUGUUAGCCGGUGGUAUCCAGAGCAUGCGGGUAGGUCAUGUGACCAGGUCAGAGGUCAGGGGGCGUGUCCGUAGGUGUGUCCACAGGUGUGAGUUUUACGGCUGUAACAAGGUGUACACCAAGAGUUCCCACCUCAAGGCCCACAGACGCACACACACAGGUGAGAAGCCGUAUAAGUGCACGUGGGACGGGUGCACGUGGCAUUUUGCCCGUUCUGACGAGCUGACCCGCCAUUACAGGAAACACACGGGAGUGAAGCCCUUCAGGUGUGGCGACUGUCAACGCUCCUUUUCCCGCUCAGAUCACCUGGCCCUGCACAGACGCAGACACACACUGAUCUGAGGAGGGAGGGAGGGAGGGA
Messenger RNA from Oncorhynchus kisutch (coho salmon), 410 nucleotides. Its product is annotated as Krueppel-like factor 12. The transcript is spliced from 2 exons. The record is from RefSeq and is a predicted model, not a curated record. The coding region runs from base 50 to 391 and encodes 113 amino acids. Gene Ontology annotation, molecular function: RNA polymerase II cis-regulatory region sequence-specific DNA binding; DNA-binding transcription factor activity, RNA polymerase II-specific. Lineage: Eukaryota; Metazoa; Chordata; Actinopteri; Salmoniformes; Salmonidae. Gene Ontology annotation, biological process: regulation of transcription by RNA polymerase II.